This is a messenger RNA of Sporisorium graminicola, 3120 nucleotides long. RefSeq lists its product as uncharacterized. Bases 1 to 3120 code for a protein of 1039 amino acids. NCBI's taxonomy places the organism in Eukaryota, Fungi, Basidiomycota, Ustilaginomycetes, Ustilaginales, Ustilaginaceae. Gene Ontology annotation, biological process: transmembrane transport. Gene Ontology annotation, cellular component: plasma membrane. Gene Ontology annotation, molecular function: transmembrane transporter activity. The record is from RefSeq and is a predicted model, not a curated record. The transcript has 2 exons.
AUGACUUCGCUCUCGCAGUACGCGUCACGCUUCCUCUCCUCGGGUCUCGCCACCUCAACUCGUCCAGGCGUGGGUGCUGACCAGGACGCCAACGAUCAUAGUGAUCCGCUCUUCUACAGCCACGCUUCCGUCUCAGGCGCCCCUUUUUCGCACCCCGCCAACCGUCACACCCCGUACGGCCCUGAGUAUAGCCUGUCCAGUUCCGACGGCCUUCCAACACCGCCGGCUUAUCCUAGAUCGGGCGGUCAGAGCGGUAUCUUGCACGGCCUUACCGGUGCCAGUCGCUUUGGGCCUGCCUCUUUCCUCGCAUCCGGUCGCGGCAGGGCGGCAGGCGGCACAGGACAUGGCAUCCGUGACUCCCUCAUCCGCGAGAUCGAUGACGAAGACGAUGUCGAUCUUUGGCGCGACGAUCGACGCAUGCCAGGUCUGGCUUCCCGCCUUGCAGAAAGCUCGCGUUCCGAAGAUCUUACAGACAGCUUGGAUGGCUCAGCAAAUCCACUUCCAGCGCCACAAAGGGCUGCCGCGGCGCACCCUAGUGGGUCUGCGAAAGCAGUCAAGGUGGCACGCCAGAAUGCAGCCAACGACGCGCAGGAUCCUUUCCUUGCUGACGGAGACCUCGAUGAUGGUGAAAGCCAGCAUAGCCUUGCAAGCACCAAAGAGCAUCGCGUCUCAGACGACCAAUCCGUCUUCUCGUCUACUGCGGACAGACAACCUUAUGCGCCAAGCGAAAGUUCAAAGGCUAGCACGGCCGCUCAAAAUCAACGUCGAGAAGCCGCUAGAGCACGAGGCUGGCUUGCACACGGAUCUACCAUUGAUACAGACCGGCCUCUUGCACGCGAUUCGCAUCGCUACGAUCCCCCGUCUUCUGGCAUCUACGCGCAGACCGGGCGCAGGUCCAACAGCCAGCUCCAAGAUUCCUCCAUCUACUGUCAAACUUCUCGGGUCGACAAGGCGCGUGUCAAAGCAUCGCGCCGCGAUCGUAGUCGAGACGAAGGCCUGUUCAGUAUUUACGAUGAACGCGAAGAGGACGACGGCGAUGACCGUUCCAACAUGUCUCGUUCCAGAUCUGGCUCGGUCUCGGCCUCGUCGGUCACAGAGUCCGAGUACGAUACCGAGGGCGAGGGUCGUCGCAUGCGACGCAGUCGUCGCGGCUCGCGAAAUCGCGCCCGCCAAAUGACUUCGACUCUGCGCGAGCCUCUGCUGCCGUCUGGCUCGGGCAGCGCUCGGCCUCUCAGAAUUGCCGUGCAGCAUAGCUCCGAUAUGGACUCGGACGGCUCCGACCUCGACGCACGAUCUCAUCGCACUGACCGACAAUCUCAGCAACGCCAGUCCAGCCGUGGGCGUGGUGGCAGAUCAAGCGCUUACAAGCGUGAGGAGGAAAGCAUCGACGAGAUCCAUCUGUAUCCCGCGCCCCCUGCCAGAGCUGGGUGGGGACCGUGGGCCAACCGCCUCGCCUUUGGCAAGUAUCGAGACAAGACGGCCAUCGCCAGCUUUGCUGCCGCCAUUUGUGCCACGAUCCUGAUCGGCGCCUACCUGAGCUGGGGUGCCCGCACCCCAUCCCAGCCCAAGACGCCCAAGACGCGCCCGUCUUCCUACUACACCAUCACGCGUUCCCUGCCCAUCUUGAUCCUGCUUACCUUGCUCUCUUUCGCUGCGGGUGUCGGCAACCUCCUGCUGCUCCGCAACCUUGGUCGCUUUGGCGGCGCCAAAGUAUUGCGCACUGGUCUGAUGGGUGUACCCAUCGUGCUUGGCCUCGGUUGGGCGUGGGCCUUUGCGGGAAGCUUCAUCUACGACGAUGAGGCGUGGUCGGGCGGCGGCUGGAGCACCACCGGUCUGCGUAUCAUCUCGAUCGUGCCCUUGGCGCUUGCAAUCAUCUUCGCCCGCAUGGUGUGGCACCGUCGCAAAGCACUCUCGCGAUCCAUUGCCGUUCUCGAGCUAUCGUGCAACGUGGUGCUACAACAUCCCGCGCUGCUGGUGCUGGCUCUGGCGUCGCUAGGUGUCUUUGCUCUCGUGACCGUCCCUUUCCUCUUCCUCUUCACGCGACUCUUCCUCGUGGGGCACUUCGGUCGACAGGUUGGCGACUCGAUGGAAUGGCAGACCGACGCAAAGGCCGCGUGGCUCGCUUGGGCAACACUGUGCGCUUGGCUGUGGACCUGGGCCGUGUUGCGCGGCGUCCAGCGCGUCACAGUGGCUGGUGUGGUCAGUCACUGGUACUUUCACCGCAUCGGCGAGGGAGAAGCUGCGGGUGGUGAGGCACAAGCUGGAGCAGCAACUUCGGCCGAAAGGCACGCAGGGCCAAGUGUUGCCGGCGAUACGCGAGCGCAGUCGUUCGACAGGCGACGCGCAGAUGAGCAGCACGCAAAUGAAGUAAUUUUCGAUGGCGACUCGAUCUACGACGAAGCACCUGGAGCUCCUGGCUCAUAUCCGCAGCAUGGAGCUCACAGCUCAGCGCAGCAUCGGUAUGCAGCCCCCGACCCGAACGAAGUGGUGCGCGUCUCGUUUUCCAGGGCGACUGGACCAGCUCUAGGCUCGAUCUGCAUGUCGGCGUUGAUCUUGGCCAUCGUCAAGACGUUGACUGUGGUUGCAGAGACGGCCCGCCGCAUCUCGGACGCUACAACGCAGCGCAGGGUGCCUAAACUUCUGCAGCCCCUGACGCACGUUGUUGUAGUGCUAGCUGGCCUGGGAGCUGUACUUCAGAGCUACAGCGACCUGGCGCUGGUCUAUGUCGGUGUGACGGGCGAUGGCUUUUGGACCGCUGCCAAGAAGAGUGCGCAACUUGUGAGCAGGGGAGGUAUGCAAGGUGUCAUGGAAGGCCUCGUGAUCAAUCUGGUCUUGGACCUGACCGCCAUCGCGCUGUCCUUCCUCGCUGGGCUGGUUGGGUUUUUGUUUUCGGCGCACCAACUGCAUGUGCCUGCGGAUGCUCCGCUGGUGGGUCUGCUGUGCGGUCUGCUCCCCUACUGGACUCUACGACUGUGUGCCGACGUUCUCAGCAAUGCCUCGGAUACGCUCUACCUCUGCUACGCUAUCGACCAUGCAUCCAACGAUGAGCACUGCCCCAAAGCCGCCGAGGCUUUCACUGCAAAGCCAUCCGACGUCUCUGAUUCCAUUCUUCCAUUUUGA